Molecule: messenger RNA, 525 nt
Organism: Fusarium graminearum PH-1
Lineage: Eukaryota; Fungi; Ascomycota; Sordariomycetes; Hypocreales; Nectriaceae
Exons: 2
Coding region: 1-525 (174 amino acids)
Source: RefSeq, a predicted model, not a curated record
AUGGCCGUGAAUUCAAGGGACAGCGAGUCCAGUGUGUUGCCGACACUCAGCCGGACAUGCCUCCCCGUGAGCGUGGCCGAUCGCGCUCUCCUGGACGACGCCCCUACCCUCCUCCCAUGGACGAUUACGACCGCCGUGGCCCUCCCCGAGGGUACAGUCCUCGCCGAGACGGGUAUGGCUACCGCGACCGUAGUCCACGUCGCGACUACUAUGACGACCGUGCUCGCUAUCGAUCCCCACCUCGUCGUCCUAUGGAAGACUACCCUCCCCCUCCUCCUCGCGGUCGAUACGAUGAUCCAUACCGACGCGACUACCCUCCUCCCCCGCCCGAUCCUUACGCCAAUGGGCGACCCCCAUAUGACCGACCUCCCCGAGAUUUCCCUCCUCCCAGAGAGGGUGGGUACCCACGAGAGGGUGGCUAUCCGCGAGACUAUGACCGUGGUGGACGUUACUGGUAAAUUCAUAUUCCAUUACCGCUUUGGGCGCUUGCUUGGCAGGACUGUCCUUGACCGAACGGUGUACUAG